Rattus norvegicus (Norway rat) is the source of this 2138-nucleotide messenger RNA. RefSeq names its product immunoglobulin superfamily, member 5 (gene Igsf5). The record is from RefSeq and is marked validated. Lineage: Eukaryota; Metazoa; Chordata; Mammalia; Rodentia; Muridae. Gene Ontology annotation, cellular component: apical plasma membrane; bicellular tight junction.
GCUAGGGCUCUGCCGGGAUUCAGAGGAGGGUCUCAGGGUCCGGAAGCUAGGAAAGCUGUCUUCAUUUCUUAGACAAACUUGUAAAUGCCCUCUCCCUUGAAGAGAAACUUCAUGGGGACCAGGGUGUUCCGUUGCCACUGGGGAUUCUGAGAGGGCAGAUUACAAGAGGUCUGUCCAAGUGAGGAGGCAGGUCCUGGUCAGUGAGGAGUCAGGAUUCUAGUGAGAGAGAAGACCCCAGUGAAGACGGGCACCAUGGCGGCGAGGAAACAGUUCUGAAGGCAGGUGCACGGAUUCCAAGGUGUAGCAGAAGUGCUGGGAUUGAAGGAAGCCCCCGGCUCAGAGGUAAGGAAGAUCAUGCUGAGAUGGAGGGCAGCUGGAGAGAUGUCCUGGCUGUGCUGGUCAUCCUGGCUCAGUUGACAGUUUCCGGAUCCAGUUAUCAGAUCAUAGAAGGUCCUCGGAAUGUAACAGCCCUAAAGGGCUCGGAGGCUCGCUUCAACUGCACUGUGACUCAUGGCUGGAAGCUUAUCAUGUGGGCUCUCAACGGUAUCGUGGAGCUGAGUCUCACCUCCCAGAAACCCAUCAUCACCAGCAACCGCUUCACCUCUGCCAGCUACAACAGUACUGACAGCUUCAUCUCUGAGAUGAUCAUCCACAAUGUACAGCUCAACGACUCGGGGCCCGUGCAAUGUAGCCUGCAGAACAGCAAUGUGUUUGGAUUCGCCUUUCUCUCGGUGCAAGUCAUGGGGACUCUGAACAUUCCUAGCAGCAACCUUAUAGUCACUGAGGGUGAGCCCUGUAACGUGACUUGCUAUGCCGUGGGCUGGACCCCACUCCCGAAUAUUUCCUGGGAGCUUGAGGUUCCUGUAAGUCAUUCAAGCUACUAUUCCUUUCUGGAGCCGGGCAACUCUCUGAGGGUCUUGAGUGUCCUGGAUCUCACACCACUGGGCAACGGGACCUUGACUUGUGUGGCAGAGAUGAAGGACUUGCAGGCCAGCGAGUCCUUAACUGUCAACCUGACUGUGGUUCAGCCUCCACCGGACAGUAUUGGCGGGGAAGGCCAAGCGCUGCCAACCUGGGCCAUCAUCCUCCUGGCAGUGGCCUUUUCCUUACUCUUGAUCCUGAUCAUUGCUCUGAUUAUAAUAUUCUGUUGCUGUUGUGUCUCCAGGAGAGAAAAGGAAGAAUCUACUUAUCAAAAUGAAAUAAGGAAAUCUGCAAAUGUGAGGACAGGCAAAGCAGAUCCCGAGACAUGGUUAAAAAGUGGGAAGGAAAACUAUGGGUACAAAUCGGAUGAAGCAAGGGCUGCACAAAUUGCUUCUCUCCCUCCUAAAUCUGGUGAAGUUAGCCUUCCAGAACAACGCAGUAGCCUUCCUCAACAGGAACUUGAUAAACAUCGGCCCAGCCCAGUGACUCAUCCACGAGUUUCCUUUGACAUCGCCAGUCCUCAGAAGAUCAGAAAUGUGACUAUAGUGUAAUAAUAAAGACUUCUCAUGGCUGUGCUUGGUGUACACACACCGGGUCAAUAUCAUUCUCUUCUGUAUCCUGAGACCGCAUCUCAGCUUUGCCAAAGAGGCCGCAUCAGAGUCACCAGAGCUGGUGUUUUAUAGCAACAGGAGGAGUUGGUUUUCCUCCUUCCAAGAAGAAUUUGAUCUUGAGGUGUAUCAUGGUUUUGGUGAAUUCCUUAAGGUGACCGAGUAAAACAUGAGGGUCUGUCAUGGUGACAUUCCUCAUGACUUGACACUCCUGCUAACCCAGCGAAAGGCAGAUAUAGAUCCUGCCACGACCUUCAGAAUGCUUCUGUUUUCUGAGAUCGUGGUAAUAUGGUCUUUAUGUGUGUUUCACAGCGAGGGACAUCACUGAACCUUAUUACAGAACCAAGAGCCUAACAACUAGCAUCAACUGUGUCUUGUAAGUAACUGGCCCCUGGAGCUCAGGAAUGCAACAAGAGGAGAAGCAACGCACAUGUCCGGAUGCUUUCCAGAAGACAGUCUUUCGCAUACGCUCCCUUGUCCUUGUCACCAUGGUUUUGGGUGAAUUAGGUGUUGGAUUCUGCCUGAUGAGGGACAAAGCUCAUGUUCCGCCAGCAUCAUGAACGAACGGGGAAGAGAUAUAUACUAUUUAAUAAACAAUCAAAAAGCCAA